UAACGAUACACACAUCAUUUCAUUGUCCACAAAAUAUAUACAUCAACUAGCUGGUCAAAACUUAAGAGUACACAAAUCCAACUUUUCCGAUGGCCGAAACGACUUCAGAAAUCCUAAAGCGAAUCACACAACGUGCCCAAGAAAUACAAUGCCUCGCUUAUCCCUCUGGUACGGCUUCGUCGCGCUCGUUCACACCUCGAUCAUGUUCUCCACAACACCCUAUCGCUGAUAUUUCCCUUCCUGACCCGCCCCCAAUACAGCCGGCUCUUAUGGCUGCUGGUGCCCGUCCAGAAAUUUCGCUAGCAAUAGAACAAGCAUAUCAGAAACGGGCCGCUGACUUACGAGCUAUCUAUCGCUCGGCUGUGACGCUUGUAUGCUCAAACCAGGUGCAGCAUCCGUCCAAGUUCCGCUAUGUCACCGAACAAAAAGUCCUGUUUGCAUUCACCGAGCUAUAUCUCAAAGAGCUCGUGGCCUGGAGAGAACAAUCUGUUGCCUCAUAUCUUAAACAUUCAUCAACAAGCGACAAAAUUCACACCUCAAGUUGUACACCAAAGUUUAAUCACGAAUAUGUUCCAUUGCUUGAACACUUUUUCGCAGAGAACCCGUUUCCGACUCAUGCCGACAAAGCCUUCCUUGCAAAGAAAUCUGCAAUGACAUACCGUCAAAUUCAUGUUUGGUUUCAAAACAGGCGCAACAGAAUGAAGAAAGAAGGUCAAGUGUUAAGAAAGAAAGCAGUAGCUGAGGGUGCCACUCUUCCUUUGGAUAGCCUGUACCAGCGUAUGGAGAAGUUCAUUGUACUGGAAGAAAGGAAGCCGCCCGCAACGCCUCCCAGUCCUCUGCAUUCCCCCACCAAGCAAGGAGACGAGAUAAUGUCUAUUGCAGCCCGAUGCAACCCACUCGAGCCUCUGGCACCUUUGCACGCAUUUCCAUCGCCUUAUCCCCCUUCAUGCUCGUAUGAUCCUUUUCCAUCGAAGAAUGGUGUGACGAAUUUCGGUGCGCCACAAUGGCUCCGACGCCCAAUGACCACAGCUGUUCAACGUCCUACAUUGGACAUGGAUGGAUUCGUAGACCACUUCUCGAGAAUAAACAUUCUAGAUGAUUCUGGCUCGCGUUCACGCGGCCAUGUUGAUUCAUAUGCAGCUGUAGCUGCCAUCACGGUUAUACCCUUCCCUGCACCUCUGCCUGCCCUCAUUCGGGGGACAACUACCCGUAUUACGCCCAUCCGUGUUCCUAUGCUCUCCGUUCCUGCAACCGCAUCGCGUCGCCACGUCUUCAACACUCCUAGUCCCCAAUCAAGACCUAUCACAUUAGUGCCAGCCUCCGAGACCCCAAGAGGCCAAAAGGCCCGCCGCCGAAAAAUGGCACCAUUGCCAAAACGCAUCCCUCACGGAAACCCAGUUUCUCACCGGGGCGUCACGCCAGCCCUUUCAGAGGCGUCUGUCGCCUCACCUUCUCCAUCAUCCCCCUCGCGUUCAUCUUCACUCGGGUCUGAGAAUUCCUCGCAGAGCCGCCUAUUCUCGAGCGCGAACUCCACGUCGAGCAGUUCCUCUGGCGUUAUGACGCCGCCUCCAUUCCCCUCACCUUCAACACAACUUGCGUCUCCUCCAAUGUCCUUGUACAGUUUCUCUUCAAAUAUGACUGAUCUAUUCGGUGAUGCUUUGGAAAGUGUUCCCUCGCCGGCGGAGGGACUUCAGCUUGACUUUAAUUCAACUAUAUUCGGGCAUGAGCACAUUCCGAAGUCGGCGGCGUUCGACUUCUCUUUCGGUGCGUCCCCAGCAGCGAAUUCUGUUCGCGCACCACCAUGAGCCACUUCGUGGUGGGAGUCUACGGAGUUCGAUCCAGCAUGCUCCAGAUAGAGCUUGCUUUCUACCUUUGGCACGUCAGGCCUUACUGCUGCGGAACAUCUAGCGGUGACGAAGGGCUACGGCAACGUCCUAUUGCAUCCCUUCAUCUAAUACCCUGAAGCGGAUCCUAUGCACCAUGCAUGUCCUGUGUCUAUGAUAACGCAUCUUGACUUGUCCUGUAUUCUAUUGCUGUCUAAUCGCUGUUCUUGUUUUUUUUUCCCUUUCGCGCAAUAUCUUUGCUUUUGCUCAUUCGAUGUUACCUAGUCAUAUUGUUGUAUUAGUCUUUAUACCUGCUGUUUGUAUGCUGCAAACAAUUGGAACCGAAUACUGGAACGUAUCCCAGAGGUGGUCUCGCUGAGCAGAACGAAAUCGAUCACAAU
Messenger RNA from Suillus plorans, 2224 nucleotides. RefSeq names its product homeodomain protein 2. The transcript is spliced from 4 exons. Gene Ontology annotation, cellular component: nucleus. Lineage: Eukaryota; Fungi; Basidiomycota; Agaricomycetes; Boletales; Suillaceae. Gene Ontology annotation, biological process: anterior/posterior axis specification; animal organ morphogenesis; regulation of transcription by RNA polymerase II. The record is from RefSeq and is a predicted model, not a curated record. Bases 90 to 1805 code for a protein of 571 amino acids. Gene Ontology annotation, molecular function: DNA-binding transcription factor activity; RNA polymerase II transcription regulatory region sequence-specific DNA binding.